Messenger RNA from Saccoglossus kowalevskii, 2007 nucleotides. RefSeq lists its product as uncharacterized. NCBI's taxonomy places the organism in Eukaryota, Metazoa, Hemichordata, Enteropneusta, Harrimaniidae. The record is from RefSeq and is a predicted model, not a curated record.
AUGGCCGCUAUACGCAUGCAGUGCUCGGAAAGUGACACAGAAUCGAUCUUAUCAUCGUCUGACGAGAGUUAUGAGAUCGAGGAAUAUGAUGACAACGAGAGAUGUCACGAUUUUGUUUUAGAGUGCCAGGGACAAAGUGGCCCAAACAGGUUUGAACCUGCGAGAAAAGUACGCGAUGUGGUGUCAAUGGAUGAUAAAAGUCAAGGAAAUAGGUGGACAAGCCAAGAUUGUAAAUACAACAGACAAAGAAUUCCUAACACAGUGAGACUGACAAUAAAUCAUACUAACGUUGACGACAAGAAGGUCAUCAGACAUGAAAUUAUGAGAUGGAAGAAGGCAAACAAACCAAUUUAUGUGGACGAGAAAGAAGAGCACUUUUAUAAAGUAAUUGAUGUGCAAUGUGAUAUUUACUCUAUAAGUGUGGAUGAUAUACAUGCUGCGAGUCGACUCUUAGAAGACUGUAAAAAUGGAACGUUACCUGCUCAUCUGGCUAAGCAUUGCAUGAUAAGCUAUGAUGGUAUUCAAGUCAUACCACAUGAAAUGGACUUUGACAUUCAAUGUCAUGACAAAUUUUCAGACAUUGAUGAGAGCGAUGGUGACACUGUAAAUGUUAGCAGUAACACUAUUACAUUAGAUGAUGUAUCCACAGAAACCAGUGAUUUGGGUGAGGAGUUGGCACAACUUGUUCUCAGUGAAUCAGCUGAUGAAUGUUUACACAUAGUUUCUGGUACAGUGGAAGAGAAAUUGUUUGAUGGUUUGAAAACUGGUGUCAGUGAAAACGUUCUCACCAAUUUAGCAAAAACUGCUAAUCUUCGUACCAUGCAUAAUGGUAUGACUUUACUACACUAUGCUGCAAUUCACAAUAGAUCAUUUGUCUGUAUUCUUCUGUAUGCAUUUACAGAUUUUUCACAAAUCAUUUACAAACAAGUGUCAGACAGGGAAAGUGUUCAUUAUAAACUGACGGCAGCUGAUAUCGCAAGCAAAUUAAACCAUGUCAGCUUUCUCAAAGAGUUGAAAGACGUUUACAAAGUAGAAUGUGGUUUUAGCGAGAUCCAUCGAGCAGCUAGAAAUGGUGACCUGGUCAGAAUCAGAGAAUUGCAUAAAAAUGGUGCUGAUGUGAAUACUAUAGCUGAGCAGUUGGAAAUAACGCCUCUAUAUAUGGCUUGCGGUGCAGGAAGACUAGAUGCUGUUAAACUUCUGAUAGAGCUUGGAGCUAAUGUGUCUCUACGAUGUGGGGAUCAUGGCGGUAUGUGUUUGCAUCGAGCUGCAGAAUGGGGACAUUAUGUAAUGGUUCACUAUUUGGUCAGCGAGGGUCAUUUUCCUGAUAUCAAUGUCAAGAACACUAAAUAUGAGCAUACAACUCUGCAUAGAGCUAUUGUCGGAUCAAACCCGGAUAUUAUCAGGUUUCUUCUUGAGAACAAAGCUGAUAUCAAUAGCACAUCUAAAACAGGAGUCACGCCACUGCAUUAUGCUGUAUCCUGUAAUGAAAUUGAUUGUGUGGGUAUGCUGCUGUCUCAAGGAGCUGAUGUCAUGAGAACAUAUCAAAAUAAUUACAGUAUAUUGCAUCAUUCUGCACUGAAAGGAAACCUGAAGAUUUUUGUGAUGCUGGUAGAGCAUAUAUAUAAAACCCUAGGACCUAAUGCAGUCAAAAAACUAGUCAGUUCCCAAGCAGAACUUUGCACUUCAGAUUACGUGUACCUGGUGCGAGGCACAGAUCGUGGGCAACCUGCUUGGCAUUAUGUGCACAUUGACAGGUCAAAGUUUCCUCUUUUUAUGAAAAACACACAGGGCAGCUCCUUGGAUGUUGGGGAUUAUGGUAUCAUGGUUAAAUCCGGUUGGGGGGAGGAUCCACCUGUUGAUGUCAGAGAUUGCAUUACAUGUGAUUCUCAACAGCUGAAAGGAAGUAAUUUUUCUGAUAUUGUACCACUUCAUCUUGCAUCUAGAGCGGGCCAUGUUGAAAUCACAGCAGAGCUGAUACGGAUUGGAUGCAGAUAUUCAUGCCGUUGA